Coccinella septempunctata (seven-spotted ladybird) is the source of this 1999-nucleotide messenger RNA. RefSeq names its product zinc finger protein 449-like. Gene Ontology annotation, molecular function: zinc ion binding. The transcript has 4 exons. Lineage: Eukaryota; Metazoa; Arthropoda; Insecta; Coleoptera; Coccinellidae. The record is from RefSeq and is a predicted model, not a curated record. The coding region runs from base 168 to 1274 and encodes 368 amino acids. Gene Ontology annotation, cellular component: nucleus.
GUUAAUGUUUGUGACUUUCUGUCAUACUGUCAAAUUGAAUAAAAUAUUGAUAAUAGGAUAAUAUUUUCUUAUUGUUGGUCCUAUUAUGGCAAACAGAUAUUUAAUGAUUUAAAUGAAUUAUCGGUUUGAUGGAAAAAUAGCUUGGGUGGGUAAGAAGAAAAUCCAACAUGGAUAAUAUAUGCAGAACUUGUCUUAGAACCCAAGAUUCUUUGUUCCCCCUGUUCGAUCAAGCAGAUAUACUGAAUAGAAUUAAGGAUAUAUCUUCUGUUCAGUUAACCCAAAUAUAUGGCUAUCCAACAAGAAUAUGUGAAGAAUGUCUCUCUAACGUUAACAGAUUAUACAAUUUCCGCAAGGUGAUUCAGAAUUCUGAAUUAGAACUUCGUGAAAGAUUUGCUGCAGAAGAGCGGGACAAAUCGACACCAAAAGACAAGAAAACAUCACGAAAACAAAAUAAGGGAAAUUUUGAGUUUGAUGAAGAAGAUGAGAAGCCCUUAAUUUUUAUCAAAACUGAAUUAGAACAAGCUGAAAAUGAACAUAUUAGAGAUGAAUGGUCCCCUGAACCAGAUACAACAAAUAAUGAUGAUUUUAAUUCAGAAAACGAUUCUGAUACUAAAAUAUUCAGAGAUAAUAAUUUAAGAGAAGCUGAAGACUGUUCUAGACUUUUGUUGCCUGUGAAAAAGUGUUACUGCAAAGAAUGUGGUAUAGAAUUUUCAUCAAGAUUUAAACUUUACAACCACAGAAGGACAAAUCAUGUAGUGCCAGGUGUUUGUAGUAUUUGCGGUAUCAUUGUUAGGGCUGAUAAUUUGAGAAGACAUGUUCAGCUUCACUCAGAAGGACCAGCAUCAUGCCAUCAUUGUGGAAAAGUUUUUAAGAAUUCAGAAUCUUUGAGGGGUCAUUUAUUGAUUCAUAAGGGUCACAUAUUUACUUGUGAGAAAUGUGGUAAAACAUCUAAAGUUCGUGCUGAGCAUAGAAGACAUAUGAAAACACAUGCAGAUCCAGAAAUCGGAAAAAUGAUGUGCAAUAUAUGUGGGAAGAAAGUGAGAGAUUUAAAAAAACAUAUGCAUAGUCACACAGGAGAAAGACCCCACAUUUGCAACUUUUGCCAAAAAGGUUUCACAAGUCCAUAUGCUUUAAAAGUGCAUACACGACAACAUACUAAUGAAAGGCCAUACGUUUGCAAUAUUUGUUCUUCUGCUUACCCACAAAAAGUAUCUCUUGUCUCCCAUUUGAAAUCCAAGCAUGGGAUCAAGUAUGAAAAUCCCGAGUCUACCUGAAGAUUGUUAAAUUUGUUAUUUUUCAAUGUUAUAUCUUGAUUUAUAGAUUUCAUUCCCCAAACAUGCUCCUUUGGGCCUUGCAAAAAUAAAUCAGUAAUAUUUGUUCUAUGAUUCAAUAUUGUUUUUUGUAACAUGUGUUCAAAAAAUUCACUAUACUAUGGAAUUUUGAAGGUUCAUAUUAUGUGAUGGAAUGUAACGCUCAAUUUCUGCUAGAACAGAAUCUUUGAAAUGUCAAGCAUGUGUUUCAGAUUUUGCAUGAAUCUAUUUUUUCCUAGAAUUUUCAUAUUGAAAAUUAUGCUAGAAAUUUAACUUCAAAUAAUGUGGUGGUACAAGCUAAGUGCCACAUUUAAACACAAAAUAUCAACCUUGAAGAUUGCAUAGCCUACGUGACAAAGAAUUUUUUUGAACGCUGGUUAGUUAUACAAAGAUUGAGUAUUAAUUAUAAUACAGUUUUUUUUUUACAUUUGAUGCCAUUGGAACAUUUUAAUUAUUGAUGUGUACAUAUCCAUAGAGCAAAUACAGUAUUUUUCCAUUCUUAUUACUUGCUUACUAUAACUUUUCAUUUUUUAUAAGGAAUUUUAUAUUGAGUUAAAGUGCAUAUUAUCAAUGUAAUUUUUAAUUCAGCAAAUGUAUUAUGCUAUUAUUACUAUAAGAUUCUUUAAGUUUGAAUGUUGACGAUUUGUAAAGUUUUAUUUAAUAAGAAUCAAUAAAUUAAUUUUACUAUA